GAAAUCCCUCGUUCGUUCUCUCUCCGUCGUCUCGCUCUUCUCUCCUCAACGAUUAUCUGAUCCGAAGCAAAUCUCAAUCCACAAAAAGCUUGAUUCUAGAUGGAUACUAGUGGAGCGCUCAACAUCAAGAAGUGGGUAGUGAUGUACCCAGUCUAUAUCAAUUCCAAGAAAACUGUAGCUGAGGGGAGGAGAAUCAGUUUGAGUAAAGCAUGUGAAACCCCUAACUGCAUUGAGAUUAGUGACUGUUGCAAGCAUUUGAAACUCCCUAGCGCCGUCGAGAUUGACAAAGCGUACCCUCGUGAUUUCAUGCAAGUUGGGAGAGUGAGAGUGCAGUUGAAAAAGGAGGAUGGCACUUUUGUCAAUCCUGCCAUUACUUCAAGGAAGCUACUGAUGCAGAAAAUUGCAGAAUUGGUACCGAGACAUCCUGAGAGGAUGAAGAAGCAGGAAUCUCAGAAGGUGAAGAAGCAAGAACCUCAGGCUACAACAUCAACCUCUGGAACUUCUUCAAAGUCAGGCAAAGGUGGCAAGAAGAAGAGAUAAAUAAACAAGCUCUCUCUCACUGUUUUCUCAUUCGCAUCAGAUUAUAUGGUUUUUAGUUUCAUAAACUCACAAAAAUGUGUUUGCAGAUGUAAAAGAUUUUGUUGGUUUUUAUCACUGUGCUUUGCCUUUUUGGGAUCAUCACAUCAAUAGACAACUACGAAUUACAAAACAAAAGAAGAAAAAGAAAAAUUAGUAUUAGCUUUUUGUGUAAUGGCAUUUUGCCACAUUUCCUCAACUAAAGUCAGAAAACAAUGUUUAAU
Eruca vesicaria subsp. sativa (arugula) is the source of this 800-nucleotide messenger RNA. The record is from the annotation of a GenBank genome assembly. Lineage: Eukaryota; Viridiplantae; Streptophyta; Magnoliopsida; Brassicales; Brassicaceae.